Ichthyophthirius multifiliis is the source of this 342-nucleotide messenger RNA. RefSeq lists its product as hypothetical. The record is from RefSeq and is a predicted model, not a curated record. Lineage: Eukaryota; Ciliophora; Oligohymenophorea; Hymenostomatida. The transcript has a single exon.
AUGAAGAGUAAAAACAUUGAGGUUAAAAGGGAAGAUUUGAUUGAUUAAAUUACAUUGUGUGGGCUUAAGUUAGAAAAAAUAAUAGCUUUUUUGGCUAAAAAAAAAGAUUCUUUAAGGGUUGAGAGUAUUAAUACUGAUGCUGAGAACUUUUAGCCUCCUGAUUAUGUAGGAAUAAAUCCUAUUGAUUAUACUAGACCUAAAGAAAUCGAAGAUAUGUAAAACUUUUAGGAAAGUGUCUUUUUUGAUUAUGUGGAAAAUGAUCCAAAUGAUGUAAAAGAAGAGGAAUUUAUUAAAACUAAAAGAGAUAAAAUUAAAAUUGGUAUAGUUGAUAAUAAUGAGUGA